Molecule: messenger RNA, 813 nt
Organism: Amphibalanus amphitrite
Lineage: Eukaryota; Metazoa; Arthropoda; Thecostraca; Balanomorpha; Balanidae
Product: phospholipid scramblase 2-like
Exons: 1
Coding region: 1-813 (270 amino acids)
Biological process (GO): plasma membrane phospholipid scrambling
Cellular component (GO): plasma membrane
Molecular function (GO): phospholipid scramblase activity
Source: RefSeq, a predicted model, not a curated record
AUGGAUCAGGUGGUCACGGAGCAGCCAGCAGCCCUGGGUGGGCCGGACGACCAGUCGCCAUCGGAUGCCGACCAGGACCCUGCCGCUGCUGGUGCUGACGCCGCGCAGCAGAGCGUCAUCAGCGGGUGUCCGCCCGGCCUGGAGCACUUGGCUGUGGCGCACAUAAUCAAAAUCAAACAGCAGGUGGAGCUCGCAGAAGUCCUGGCCGGGUUGGAGACUGCCAACCACUAUAUCCUACUGAACGAGCAGAACCAGCAGAUAUACGCCGCCGCCGAGCAGAGCGACUGCCUGGCGCGCUGCUGCUGCGGCACCAGCCGCGCCUUCGACAUGCUGCUGAUCGACAACCAGCGCAUGGAGGUGGCGCGGUUCGUGCGCCACUACCGGUGCUGCGGCAUGGGUUGGUGCAGCUGCUGGUCACGGUGCUGCCUGCAGCGGAUGGACGUGACCCGCUCGGGCCAGCUGCUCGGCGUCGUCACGCAGGACCCGCGCCCCUGUUCGACCAGCAUCAGCGUGCGCACGGCCGAGGGUAGCACAGCGCUGCGCGUGCGGCGCGGCUGCUGCCGGUGCGCCGUCAGCGUGCCGUGCUGUAGCUGCUGCUGCCCCGGCUGCCGGGACGUGAGCUUCACCAUCAGCGCCGAGGAGGACGGCAGACAGGUGGGCGUCGUCACCAAGAAGUGGUCCGGCGCCGCCCGCGAGCUGCUCACCGACGCCGACAGCUUCAGUCUCGAGCUGCAGCGCGACCUGGACGUGCGCGUGAAGCUGGGCGCGCUGGCCGCAGUGUUCCUCAUCGACUUUAUGUUUUUCGAGCACUAG